This is a messenger RNA of Gavia stellata (red-throated loon), 924 nucleotides long. It is a transcript of the gene SIGLEC15, whose product is annotated as sialic acid binding Ig like lectin 15. The record is from RefSeq and is a predicted model, not a curated record. Gene Ontology annotation, biological process: regulation of osteoclast development; regulation of actin cytoskeleton organization; regulation of bone resorption. Gene Ontology annotation, cellular component: plasma membrane. Lineage: Eukaryota; Metazoa; Chordata; Aves; Gaviiformes; Gaviidae. The coding region runs from base 1 to 924 and encodes 307 amino acids. The transcript has 5 exons.
AUGAGAGAGUUCAGUUUGUUUCUUCUGUGCCUCCUUCACAUCUCCAGGAAGGGUGUGCAGUCCAAUGGCUGGUCCGUUCACGUCCCAUCUGAUGUCAAUGGUGAACUUGGGAAGAUGGUUAUCCUGCCCUGUACUUUCACACACCCCUACAAAACAUUCGACCGGACCCUCACCGCCAUUUGGAGGAUCAAGGAACCUUACAACGGCACGAUAGUUUUCAAGUGCAUUAGUCAGAGCGCCAGCGAGCUCUGCAAGACUGCCGUCAGCUACAAAAACAAGUACAAACUGCUUGGCAACCCUCGGCACAAGGACCUUUCCAUCAGGAUUGACAACCUGACCUGGAGCGACAGCGAGAGAUACUUCUGCCGGGUGGAGUUGUCCGGAGAUAUCCACGACAAGUAUGAAAGCAGGAAUGGGAUAAAGCUGCAUUUGAUUGCUGCCCCCAGGAUCAUUAACAUCACCGUCAGCUCCAACGGGGAUCGCACCUUCCAGGCACGCUGCACUGCCGAGGGGGAGCCAGCGCCCGCUCUGACCUGGACCGGACCGCCCUACAGCAACCUCACCUCCAUCACCAGCAUGAACCACCGUGUCACCAAGGAGCUCCGGUACUUGACCCAUGAUGGAAAAUAUACCUGCACUGCUGUCAACAGCCACGGGAGAGCAGAGGGGGCUGUGUACUUCUAUAAAUUCAAAGCAUCCAACAGCUCCUUCUUCCUGAUCCUGAUCUUUGUGCCGCUGGGAAUUAAAGUGCUCAUUUUGCUGGUGAUACUGGGCUUCACCGUUUUCUCGAGAGGAGGUCCCUCCUCUGCCUCAUCCAGCCUGGCCCGGCCACAGCUGCAAGACUCCACCUACGAGAACUUUGACCGCAGACACUGCGGCAGCCAGACUUUGCCGACAGAAGGAACAGCAUCGAGAUGCAGCUGA